Colletotrichum scovillei is the source of this 2347-nucleotide messenger RNA. Its product is annotated as CFEM domain-containing protein. The record is from RefSeq and is a predicted model, not a curated record. Lineage: Eukaryota; Fungi; Ascomycota; Sordariomycetes; Glomerellales; Glomerellaceae. The coding region runs from base 1044 to 1910 and encodes 288 amino acids. The transcript has 4 exons.
GUAUUCGUACCUUAGGUAAGGUAGGAAGGCACGGCACCGGGUUCGUACGUCGUGCCCAACUGCCAUCCCGCACCUUCUUCUCCCGAUUGACUUAUAAACGGGAAGGCACUCCCUUUACCUUCCGCGUUCCUGCCCUCUGUCCUUCAAUUAAGGUACUCUACUCUAAUACUCAGCGCUCCACGUGACAUUCCAAUUGUUUACCUACCUACGGCACUCUCGAAUAAUAUCUCCCCCAGCCCAUCCACCGAGACACCUCACCUCAGCUCGCCUCACCUCGAGUAACAACAAACUUCUCUCCACCAACACUCUUCCAUCGUCAACUCACACAAUCACACACUUUCGCUCCACCACUGCGAAAUACUCACAAGCACGCUUCCAACAGCCUCGACAACCUUGACAUCAAUAUCAAUCGUAGGUAAGUUGAUAUAUCCCCGAUAUCUCUGAUAUCACGAGUCUUCAUUUUCUUCUUUUUGCGCUGGCUUCACUUUCUCCUACUCCCCUGCCACAAGCUGCUUGCUUCAGAUUUCCACCUUUGCCUGUUCAGUUCUUCAAGUACACGAAAAACGGAACAUCAACAUUUCACUGUCAGUUUGUUUACUCGUCUUGUGCGACCUUGGACCUGCCUCGGUCUUUCCCCAGUUACACCACACCUUCCCCCAGGCGCAGCUUCCCAAAUUUGCGUAACACUCAUUUCCUUCACCACCUGCCGCUCACCGUCUCGUGGCCUUCCUUUUCCCCUUCCACCCACCCACAAAGUUGUCUCUCCUCCCUCUUCACCACACCACCUUUUUCGUUCUUCACCAUCGCAAACAAUCUUUUAGCCUUUCUUUCCAAGCCCACGCACGCUCUUUGUCGCCAGGUAAUUUUGUUCAUUGACUGCUUUUGCGGAUUACCUCUCCUCACGGUUAUCUUAUUUUUGUUCUGGUUCGAUUGCGAAAAUCCGAGCUCUGCUAAUAUUCCACCUCCAGGUCCUUCAUUGCCGACUUUGUUCUCGCAAACGACUCACUCUUCAGUCUUACAGAACCCAUCAACAAUCAUUCACAAUGAAGUCUUCCAUCAUCCUCGGUGCUGGCCUUCUUUCUGGUGCCAUGGCUCAGGGCGCCUGUGGCACUGGCUGUAUCUCCGCCAUGCAGGGUCUCGCCUCUGACCUGGGCUGCACCGCUGGCGACAACGCCUGCCUCUGCCGCAACCCCAACUUCGCCUAUGGCAUUCGCGACUGCUCUUUCCAGAGCUGCGCUCAGUCUUCUGACGCUGAGGCCGCUGUCGCCUCUGGUAUUGAGCUCUGCCGCCAGGCCGGUGUCGUUGUCACCGUCAUCCCUGGUGCCACUGUCACUCAGCCUACUGGCACCGUUACUGCCACCGCUGUUCCGGUCGUUUCCUCGAUCUUCUCUGAGAUCACCUCUGGUGGCAGCACUCUCACCACUCUCCUUGGUGUUACCACCCUCACCGGUGCUGCCUCUGGUGGCGGCGAGUCUGCGACCCCUAGCCCGGUUUCCACAUCCACCUUCACCACUGUCAUUACCAGCGGCGAGUCCACCAUCACUUCCACUGGCGAGACCACCCUCUUCGGUGUUGGCGGUGUCCCCGGUGCCACCUCCCUUCCCCAGACCGCUGUCACUACCGAGCCUAUUGUUAGCACCAUCACCUCUGAUGGCAGUGUCAUCACCUCCACCAUCGGCUCGACCACUGUCCUUUCCUCCCUCACUGGAGGCGAGGCUUCCAGCGCUCUCUCCAGCCAGGCUAGCGAGGCUACUGGUGCCACCACCACCACUGGCGGCUCCUCUGGCUCUGCUUCCGGUUCUGCCACUGGCACCGCUGCCAGCUCCAGCUCCAGCGGCCUUGCCAAGCAGACUGCUGUCCCGGUUGCCGGCUUCCUGGCUGCCGCUGGCUUUGCCGCCAUGUUCAUCUAAGCGCCUUUCGCUCAGAUGACGAUGUACUUGCUUUUCUAAGUUGCGGUAAAUACCCGUCUGGACCCAUAAUCUUGGUUUCGACAUCCGGAUUCAUCCUCGCCUUCUACCAAUUUCGACUUGACACGACACGGUUGUGACGGGCUCAUUUUAGUGAAAUGGACAGGGAAGAUGAGGUGUGGAACAAGGACGAUUCGGAAUUUUUCUGGAGGGUCAAUCAGGCACAACGAGUUCUGGGCUGUCGAUUUUCGGACGGCAAUUAACAAUGGUUUGAUGAUACAAAUGGCUUUACACAAGGGACGUAAUGACUUGACGGACUGAUAUCCAAUGUGGUUUUGGUGGCCAUCAUAGGCACAUCGUAGGCAUUUGGCCGUAAAAUGGUGGUGGUGAGGUAGUUGGGGGCAACGUCUGUCCAAAAGUAGUAACACAUUUUUCCGCCA